Iphiclides podalirius (scarce swallowtail) is the source of this 1623-nucleotide messenger RNA. The record is from the annotation of a GenBank genome assembly. NCBI's taxonomy places the organism in Eukaryota, Metazoa, Arthropoda, Insecta, Lepidoptera, Papilionidae.
AUGAAGCGUAGGACUAACUUAAUAUUGUUUACCCUGUUCGCGGCUAAUCUAAUCGACCAAUAUACACCAGAGGUGACCAUCGAGCAAGGGAUAUUGAGCGGUAAAAUAAGCACCGAUGGGAAGUAUUUCGAAUACAUCGGUAUCCCUUACGCCACUACGAACAGUAGUACACGUUUCCAGGCUCCAGGUCCAGCGCCGUCAUGGAGUGGCGUUCUCAAAGCAGUGGAUGAGAUACAUUUUUGCCCCCAAGUGACACCCAUAGGUGUUCUAGGCUCUGAAGACUGUCUAAAGGUUAAUGUCUAUGUUCCCGCGAUGGCCAAAAGACCCCUACCAGUAAUGAUUUACAUUCACGGUGGAGCGUUCAUCGUGGGUGGUGGAGGGAAACUAAUGUAUGGUCCUGAUUUCUUAGUUAAGAAAGAUGUUAUACUGGUAACAUUUAACUAUAGGUUAGGCCCUCUCGGUUUUAUUUGUUUACACAUAAAGGAAGCGCCUGGUAAUGCUGGAUUAAAAGAUCAGUUGGCUGCACUAAGAUGGGUCAAGAAAAAUAUCGCCGCGUUUGGGGGUGAUCCUGAUAAUAUAACAUUAUUUGGGGAGAGCGCUGGUGCUACGUCUACCUCUUUGCUAUUGGCAAGUAAUCACACCAAGGGACUCAUUAAUAGGGCGAUCAUUCAAAGCGGAUCUUCUAUCUCCAAUUGGGCUAUUAAUAGAAACCCUGUUUGGGUGGCUAGUCUGUUAGCAAAAUCCUUGGGUCAUGAUACAGAGGAUCCGUUAGAAAUGUAUAAUUUAUUCUCUCAGAUGCCAUAUAAAGAACUAAUAUUAGCUAAAGCGAAGAAACCACUCUCUAAAUACUUCGAUACACAAUUGUUGCAUUUACCCUGCGUUGAGAAAACAUUUCCCGGUGAGGAGUAUGUAAUCAACGAUCUACCCUACAACUUAUUGGAAAAGAAGACCGAGAGCGUCCCAAUAAUUUAUGGCACAACAAGCAAGGAAGGAUUAUUCUUAGUUGCUGCCGAGUCAGAGGAAUCCCUUGCGGAGAGAAACGGGCGUUAUUUGUUCGCGUCCGAUUUACGUUUUCCGUCGGAAGUCGAAGCGGCUACCGAAGCACUGGAAGUCCAGAAGUUUUACUUUGGUCAGAAUAGAAUAAGCAUGAAAGCUCUGAUGAACGUUUCUGAUUUAUACACGCAUCUAUAUUUUGAAAUGCCACCGAUUUUGGAGACCAGUUUACUGAUUAAAAAUUCCAAUGCAACCAUCUAUAAUUACUAUUUCGAUUAUGCGGGCGAACGGAAUUUCAUGAAGAAACGUUCGGGAUUCAAGAAUGAAACCGGUGCAUGCCACGGAGACGAUUUAAUGUAUUUAUUCAAGGCAACUUUACUACCUUUUGGGAUCAACAGCAGAGAUUAUCAAAUGAUUAAUACAAUGACAACUUUAUGGACCAAUUUCGCUAAAUACGGAGACCCGACACCAAAGUCAAAUGAUCCCAAGGUUCAAUGGAUUCCAAGCAAUAAGGAGCAAAUUAACUUUUUAUACAUAAACGACGAAUUAAAAAUGGGGCCGAUACCAAACCCUAAAGCCUAUCAGCUGUGGAAGUCUAUUUAUGACAAAUAUCGUAAAAAAGAGGUGGAC